Molecule: messenger RNA, 2675 nt
Organism: Symsagittifera roscoffensis
Lineage: Eukaryota; Metazoa; Xenacoelomorpha; Acoela; Convolutidae
Product: guanine nucleotide-binding protein G(i) subunit alpha-like
Exons: 2
Coding region: 399-1316 (305 amino acids)
Biological process (GO): adenylate cyclase-modulating G protein-coupled receptor signaling pathway
Cellular component (GO): heterotrimeric G-protein complex
Molecular function (GO): GTPase activity; GTP binding; G protein-coupled receptor binding
Source: RefSeq, a predicted model, not a curated record
GGGAGGCAGCUGGUGAUUCGAAUUUAGAGUCGAAAGUGGCGCCCACUCCUAAAUCCGGCGCGGGACAUCUGUCCGACGCCAGCGCCAAACUUCAGCCGAAGGCCGCAAACCCCGCAUCGCCCAAAACCGAGCCAGCCAACGUGAACAAUCGAGACCGAGAUGACACGAGUCAGCGGAAAAGAUGGCCGACGUUCUUGUUGUGCGGGUUGUGUGGAGGAAGUUACGAAGGCCCAAAUUCUGCGCCCACUUGUACCCUUAAUGCUGAUCAAAGACGAGCGAACCAAGUUAAUCGGAAUAUUGAGAAGUCGUUACGCGAGGAGCGGGAACGCACAGCACGGGAUGUGAAGCUGCUUCUGUUAGGGGCUGGCGAGAGUGGAAAAAGCACGAUAGUGAAACAGAUGCAAAUCAUUCACAGGACUGGCUACAAUGAAGAGGACUGUCUGAAAUACAAGCCAGUGGUUUACAGCAACACCGUGCAAAGCAUGGUGACCAUCAUUCGUGCUAUGGGAAAACUGGACAUUCCGUUCAGUGGCGCAGACAAGGAGGAGGCUGCCAGACAGUUUUUCAGACUGGCACAGGAGCACGCGGAGAGAGAGUCGAGAGACUUGUCUGAACAGUUCUGGCACACGAUCCGGGAUCUCUGGCAGGACUCAGGUGUGCAGGAGUGCUACAAUCGGUCGAACGAGUACCAACUGAACGACUCGGCAGCUUACUACUUCGACUCGAUCGAGAGAAUAUCACACUUGGGCUACAUUCCAACAGAGCAGGACAUCCUCAGGACUCGCGUUCGCACAUCCGGAAUCGUCGAGAUCCAGUUCUCUUUCCGACGCCUCAACUUCCGCAUGUUCGACGUCGGCGGCCAGAGGAGUGAGCGCAAGAAGUGGAUCCACUGUUUCGAGGCUGUCACUGCUAUCAUCUUCUGUGUCGCUUUAUCAGCCUACGAUCAGGUACUAGCGGAGGAUGAGGAAACGAAUCGGAUGCAGGAGAGCAUGCAGCUGUUCGAGUCCAUCUGCAACAACAAGUGGUUCGUCACCACCUCCAUCAUCCUCUUUCUUAACAAGAUGGACUUGUUCGAAGCCAAGAUCGAACUUUCGCCUUUAACCAAAUGCUACCCGGAGUACAGGGGCGAGAACACAUUCAACGAGGCCGGCAGAUACAUCCAGAUCAAGUUCGAGAACCUGAACAAGCGCAAACAGACCAAGGAGAUCUACCCGCACUUCACGUGUGCCACCGACACCACCAACAUACAGUUCGUGUUCGAUGCAGUCACAGACGUCAUCGUCAAGAAGAAUCUACAGGAGUGCGGACUCUAUUAGCCUACACUACACUACCGCUACCCAGACCCCACAACCACUCAUAUGCAGACACCACAACCACUCAUAUGACUCCUCAUCAUGGUAUCUGGAAUCCCUUUUGGUUGGACACCCCACCACCGAAACCACGGCCGCCGUCGCCUCACCUCUCAACCAUGACGACAACAUGGGUCGUCGCUGCAUCUGUAGUCACCAUGAUGUGUGGUGUGUGCCCAUCUGAUAGAUAGGGACACGCAUGAACUUUCAAUCGAUCUAUCAGUACACUUUACCUGUCCUGUAGCAACUUGCUUCCAUCCCAACGUAAGCACCACCGACAAAUACUGAAGCGAAUCAAGUUUUAUAGUGUGCAUUAUCUCAUUUUCAGAUGAAAACAGAAACUCUGAAAGGCAGGAACACUUAAAAAGCCAAUAUGCUCUUCGUAUAAUUUAUAUAAGUACCUUUUUUCUGCUCUCAUAAAAAUGCGAAAUUUGUUCAAGUAAUCGUGGAACAAUUUCGGCACUCCUUGUGCUUGAAGGCGAAGCGAUUCUAUCAAUGUCCUAAAACUGAACUGGAGAUAUUAUUGUAAAUUUCCCAAAAAAAACAUUCAAAUUGAAGCACUAAUGCCAUCAUUGAAUCCUUGUUAUACAUUUUUAGAAGAUUCCGAGCUUUAGGUAAAAAAAAUUCUCUGAAAUCUUUCAUCUUUAUAAUCUAUUUGUUAAUGAAGAACUUUUAAAAUGUGCAAUAUUUUGCUGCAAUAAUAAAUGAUAUGCAAUUUAAAAUACUACAUUUAACAAAUCACUCAAAUCUAUUUUUGCAGGCUGAAUCUGUGCUAUUUUUCUAUUUCUGAAGUUGUGGUGUGUGUGUAAAUAUUAGAUGAAAUCCUGCCAAAGUUUUUAGUGCUAUAUUUUACUUUUCCAUUCAUUUAUACAUGCUAUUUCUAUUGUCCAUUAAAUUUUAAUAGACUUUGUGUUGUAACUUUCAUCCAAUUUGCAACAUUGUAAACAUAUUGUGUUACCUAAUACUUCACCUAGCAGAACCUUGUUUAUUAUUGAUAAUUAAUAAAUUACUUUUUGAGCAAGGUUUUGUCUUGGCAUGUUAGAUGUUAGCUACGUCAUUUAUCAUAUUUCGCAAAGUUCAGGCCGCAGCUGGUCGUGUUCGCUUACAUGUAAAUCAAUUCAUGUUUUCCAAUAAACGAGACUAGCUUCGGCCCAAACUUAUUGUUAAUUCGGAGUUAAAUCAUCAAAGCAAUGGUUUAUUCAGUAGCUGCCAUUUUCGAAUUUAGCAAUGAAAAUGUUUUCAAUUAAACUGAAUUUGACUCGUAAAUUAUGAAAUAGUUUAAAGUGACUCUACUUAAUAUUGAACUCUUCUGUCAUCAUUUUGUCC